AUGUACAAAGCUAUCCUGCUCCUUUGGCUUACAGCUGCCCUUGGUGCAUUCGCUCUCAAGGAAGCCGCACCAUUCGAAGUGCUUUGGUACUACCAGGCGUACAAGAUCGAGUGGAAAUCAGUUGACUCGAGCAAAAGGCAAAUAGCAGGGGGAUGUACCCACAAAUCAGGUGUCGAUCUAGCCUUCGACGAUGCAGCUGCGGCUGCUGGCGUGGCUGGGAUCUGCACUAUCGAUGAAUUCACGCAGUACCUUGGGGGCAAGACUUACAAAAACAAGUUCACCUCGGGGGAGGGCCUGGAACCAAAUGACCAGAAGUUCCAAGCAUAUUUCAUGAAACUACAAGACUCAGCCAAAAAGUUUGAAUGGAGGGUGGUGAUGCCACGCCUUUUGCCAAAGACCAAUCCGUUGGUGACACUUUCUACUACUCCAGGUGAGCGGGACAAACCGCUUGCCCCGGUGAUCGACCAGCUGAAGGCCUGGGUACAAGGAUAUAGAGAUCUGGCUCCCAGUGACAGCGUUAUACAAGGCUGGGUGGACAAGAGUAUACCCUACCUCAAAGCAGCUACACAGUAUCGCAUACGGGACCAGCUUCAAUUCACUCAGGCAUAUUGCGCAGAACUUAAUCCCGGCACCACGAACCUCUGGACUACGAACCCCGAUUACUACAUUACUGAGGCAAUUCUCUUGGAAGAUGGCACAGAAACUGGAGACGCCUCUACAAAGUACGACUUGCAGAAGGCCUCGUUGGACCCGACCGCAAAAGCCUUUUCUGUGGACGACUACAACAAUGCUAUGAAAGCAGCACGCAAUGGCCAAGCAUAUACUCAUGGCUCAACCACGGUGGGAUCAGGCCCCGACGAUACUAGAACGGUCGUUCACCUUGCAAUGAUCGAAUCAUUUGGCGCAAGUGUAACCGAUAUGAGUGGUCCGCCUCCUUCGCUUUGCAAUACCUGA
This is a messenger RNA of Recurvomyces mirabilis, 954 nucleotides long. RefSeq lists its product as uncharacterized. The coding region runs from base 1 to 954 and encodes 317 amino acids. The transcript has a single exon. Lineage: Eukaryota; Fungi; Ascomycota; Dothideomycetes; Mycosphaerellales; Teratosphaeriaceae. The record is from RefSeq and is a predicted model, not a curated record.